CAUUUAUCUCUUUCUCUCUCUAACCCUUUUCUUCUCUCUCCUCUUCCAUUUCUAUGGCUGCCUUAGACCAUUUCCAAACCAAACCAAACAAUAAUAACCCCACUACUCGCUUGAAGCUCUUUGGCUUUGACGUCCAAGAAGAUUUUGAAGACGAUUCCGGCCGGACUCCAUCUGGGUCCUCGGACUCCGGCGGCGGUGGUGUCGGAGGCGGAGGUGGAGGAGGAGGAGGAGGAGGCGCCGCCGCCGCAUCCGGUGAGAGGAAAUACGAGUGUCAAUACUGUUAUAGAGAGUUUGCUAACUCCCAAGCCCUCGGCGGCCACCAAAAUGCCCACAAAAAAGAGCGUCAGCAGCUCAAACGCGCUCAAUUACAAGCCUCUAGAAACGCCGCUGUUUUAAGAAACCCCAUAGUCUCCGCCUUUUCUCCGCCGCUUCACCUCCUCCCUUCUCCCGCCGCCACGUCAUCCGCUUCUUGGGUCUAUAUGCCCCGUGCUCCACCCCAAUUCCAAGUCUCCCAUGGUAGCGUCUUCACUCCGGCAUACGUCGAGGCUCCGCCGCAGCCACCACCACCGUCUGCGGCGGCUUUUUUCUCAAUUGGGUCUCGAUCAGCUCAUGGGAUGGUGGACGGCCCGUCGCUUAGCCGAUUCUCGAAGGCGGAGGGUGGAUCCGGGUUCGACGACGGUCCUGGCUUGGAUUUACAUCUCAGCCUGGCUCCGGCAGCGCCAUGAAAAAUCAAAGCGUCGAACUUUAUUUAUUUAUUUAUUUAUAUUAGCAAAUGGUUAAUGUUUUGUUCGAUUUCCAUCCGAUGGGGAAAAAACACUGAUCUUCAACAUGCU
Cucurbita pepo subsp. pepo (vegetable marrow) is the source of this 833-nucleotide messenger RNA. RefSeq names its product zinc finger protein GIS3-like. Gene Ontology annotation, cellular component: nucleus. Gene Ontology annotation, biological process: trichome morphogenesis; trichome differentiation; gibberellic acid mediated signaling pathway. Lineage: Eukaryota; Viridiplantae; Streptophyta; Magnoliopsida; Cucurbitales; Cucurbitaceae. Gene Ontology annotation, molecular function: transcription cis-regulatory region binding; DNA-binding transcription factor activity. The record is from RefSeq and is a predicted model, not a curated record.